Molecule: messenger RNA, 1831 nt
Organism: Daphnia magna
Lineage: Eukaryota; Metazoa; Arthropoda; Branchiopoda; Diplostraca; Daphniidae
Product: glucosidase 2 subunit beta
Exons: 7
Coding region: 141-1748 (535 amino acids)
Biological process (GO): N-glycan processing
Cellular component (GO): glucosidase II complex
Molecular function (GO): calcium ion binding
Source: RefSeq, a predicted model, not a curated record
AUUUCCAAUUUUUCGCGCUAUUUCCGUCACACGUCAAUUUCAGUCUCUUUUCCAUUUAUUUGGAAGAGCCGGUUGUCGCGGAUACGUUUAGAUUUUAAUAAAUAUAGUUCAAAUCAGUUUGAAUAAUAUUCAAGUUGGAGAUGUUUCUCAAAGAAUUUCGUGCAGUAGUUUUUCAAAAUGUGCUCAUUUUGUGUGCUUCAGCGGUGCUUUGGAAACAAACAACGGCCACCGCUACCCAAGUGACACGUCCACGAGGAGUUUCGCUAGCAAGAGCUUCUCUGUACAUCCCAGACAGUGAUUUCACCUGCUUAGAUGGCAGUGCAACCUUUCCCUUUAGAUAUGUCAAUGAUGAUUACUGUGAUUGUCAGGAUGGUAGUGAUGAACCAGGAACUUCUGCUUGUCCAAAUGGCUCAUUCUAUUGUCGAAAUUUGGGCCAUGAAGCGACGGUUGUGCCAUCUUCCAGAGUCAAUGAUGGCAUUUGUGAUUGUUGUGAUGCAGCUGAUGAGUACCAGUCUGGUGCCAAUUGUGUUAAUACGUGCAAAGAGCUUGGUUCAGCAGCGCAAGAAGAAGCCCAAAAAAGAUAUGAGUUGGAAAGUCAAGGAUAUGCCAUCAAAUUGGAGUACAUUAACAAGGGAAAACAUGCCAAGCAGUCUCAGCAAGAGAGAAAUAUGGCUUUGAAAGCUGAGCAACUAGAGGCAGAGGCUCUUCGUUCUGAGAAGGAAAGAGAGAAACAGGAAGCAGAAGAGCCUGAAAGACAAGCUCUAGACAAAUAUCGUCAAAUUGAACAAGAAGCUAUGAAAGAAAAAGAAGAAAUGGAAAGAUCCCAGCGGGAAGGCGAAGCUUCCAAGGCCUUUGACUGGCUUGAUAGCAACCAAGAUGGCAAACUUCAAGUUGAAGAACUACAAACUCACACAGCUUUUGAUCAAAACCAAGAUGGCACAGUCAGUCCUGAUGAAGCCAAGUUCUUUUUACACAAUGAAGAAGAAAUGGAAAAAAAUGAAUUUGUCACUACUGGUUGGCCUUUGAUCAAACCCUUUAUUAUGAAAGCACAAGGCUUGGAAGCACCUUCUCAGCCAGAGCAGCAAGCUGGGGAAAUCCCAUUGCCCGACGAUCAUCAUCAAGAAGAAUCUAUCCCGGAAACGGAUGGAGAGGAAGGAGAAGAAGAAGACGAGGAGCAUGAAGAAGAGGGAGAAAUUGUGAAACCCUCUCCCGUUACUCCAAGUUCAAUUGAGUACGAUGCUGAAACGCAGGCGCUAAUUGAAGCUGCCAAUAAAGCCCGUAAUGCAUAUGAUGAAGCUGAUCGUCGAUUGCGAGAUCUUGAGCGAGAAAUCCGUCAAUUGGAAGAAUCCAACUCUAAAGAUUACGGUCCGAAUGAAGAGUACCAACCGAUGGACGGCCAGUGUUACGAGUACAGCGACAGGGAGUAUACUUACAAGCUGUGCCCGUUUGAUAAUGGCAGUCAACGACCCAAACACGGAGGCAGCGAGACUCGCCUAGGCUCUUGGGAUUCUUGGGACGGUCCGGAGGGAAGCAAGUACGCAGCCAUGAAGUACGAUAAAGGAGUUCAAUGCUGGAAUGGACCACAGCGUUCUCUCAAGGUUCACCUGUCGUGCGGAAUGGAAAAUCAACUCCUUUCCGUGUCCGAGCCGAACCGUUGUGAAUACGAAAUGAAAUUCACGACUCCAGCUGCCUGCAGUGAGCCACGAAAGCCGAACGACGGUGAUUCGGAAUUUCACGACGAGUUGUAAUGGAAUAGCUUUGAAUUUCUGUGCAACAAUUUUAUUUGCUUUCCAAGCAACAUUCCUUUUCGAAUACAUGCUAUGUAAUGAUA